AUGGGGGAAGUAGAUAAUCUGAACUUAAAAAGAGGGCAAUUAAAAGCAUCAAUAACACGCUUUUGGAAUAUUUUACAAACCUCAAAGGUUGAUCCAAUCGAGAUAAAAGCUCAACGAGAAAAAAUCGAAGAGGUUUGGACGGAGUAUGAACAGGUUCAAUCACUAAUAGAGAUGCAGCAAGGAGUAGACAUGGAUGCGCAAAACGAGUAUAGGACGAUAUUUGAGGAUCUCUACUUUAAGUGUGUAGUGGCAGCGGAAAAAAUAAUUACGCCAACGGACAGCGUGGUGGAGAGUAUAAAGGAAAAUAGUGAAACAGGGCACGAAAAGAAAGUAAUGYCAGCGGUUAAAUUAGCGGCGUUAAAUGUACCUACAUUUAGCGGAAAUUAUUAUGAAUGGACGUCAUUCUUCGAUAUAUUUUCGGCAUUAAUUGACGAAAAUAGUGCGCUAAGUUCAAUAGAAAAAUUUUUCUAUUUGCGAGCGUCACUGUCMGGCGAAGCAUUAAMUUCAAUACAGUGUUUAGAGACGACGGCAAAUAAUUAUACGAUGGCGUGGAAGUCGCUGGUUGAGCGCUAUAAUAAUAAACGGGUAUUAGUACAGGCACACGUAAAGGCAAUAUACGACCUUGAAGUAAUGAUAAACGAAUCAGCGGCAAAAUUAAGGCAAUUUACGGACAAGGUGUGUGGACACAUGCGUGCGUUAGAGGCAYUAGGCGAACGACCGACGGAUUGGGGCCCGUUACUAAUACAUUUAAUCGCGAUAAAAMUUGAUAAAACCACAUUGAGAGAUUGGGAAUCAAAAUCGUCGCAUGAUAAGGUUCCGGCCGUUUCAGAAUUAAUUAAAUUUUUGGAAUCGAAAUUCAAAGUAUUAGAAGCGAUAGAGGUCGCAAAAAACAUAGGUGUUCGAGCGCCAACGGAGCCAAAUGCAAAAAAACGGCAGGAAAAAGGAAGUACGUCGCAAUUAUACGUGUCGACGUCGACAUUGAAAUGCUAUGUGUGUGGACUAAUGCAUACGAUUUAUAAGUGCCCUACAUUUUGCGGUUUAAAUAUAGCGGAUAGAAUAAAAAGAGUGACUGAUCUGAAUUUAUGUAAAGUCUGCCUACGUAAACACGAAGGUAAAAACUGUAACGCACGGUUUUGUUUCAAAUGUGCAAAGCCGCACAAUAAGUUGUUGCACUUAGCCGGAUCCGAAAAUAAAUCGACUGCAAACGAAGGAAAGCAAGGUCAAACGGCAAGUUCGACUAUGGCCGUAGCGAACGAGAAUAGUGAAGAGUCAAAGUCGUCCAUAAGUGCGUACGCRUCGGUUGUAGCGGACGAUCGUAUUUUAUUARCAACAGCGAUAAUAUUAUUGCGMGACGAUACGGGUAAUUUAGUACCCGGGAGGGUACUACUAGACUCGGGGUCGCAGAGUAAUUUAAUUACUGAACAGAUGGUUCAAAUUUUACGAUUGAAGAAAAGGCGAGUUCAUCAUAAUUUAUCGGGAAUCGGAGAUAGCGCGCAGACGGUGUCGUCGRUAGUGAAUACGACAAUCAGGUCAAAUUAUAGCGAGUUCACACUAUCAACGUCGUUUCUGGUAGUAAAACGAAUAACAAMAAAUAUACCAUCGAAAUUGUAUAAAGGAAAUUACACGGUUCCUAAUGGUAUAAAUUUAGCGGAUCCAGCAUUUUUAAAACCACAAAAAAUAGAUUUAUUAAUUGGGGCAAAUCACUUUUUCGAUUUAAUGCAAUCUGGACGGCUUAAAYCAAUAACAAACGGACCGGUGUUCCAAGAGACGUUCCUAGGAUGGGUGGUGUCAGGUCCGAUAGGGUUUCCAGAAAAAUCCGAAUAUGAACACUCGUCUAGUGUGGUAUGUUUAUCGGUCAGUGAGACAGCGGAGACGGACUUAGAAAAAUUAAUCGCGACAUUCUGGCGGCUCGAGGAGUAUGAAGCAAAGAAAAUAUAUACUUUAGAAGAAAAARCGUGCAAAAAUKAUUUUGACAAAAAUGUUAAACGGGACGGCGAUGGCAGGUUUAUCGUGCAUUUACCGUUUAAAAAAGACAAAACUAAACUAGGAAAUUCAUACGAUAUAGCGAUGCGUCGACUAUUAUCACUCGAGAGGCGUUUCCAGAAAGACCCGAAUUAA
Messenger RNA from Diuraphis noxia (Russian wheat aphid), 2118 nucleotides. RefSeq lists its product as uncharacterized. The record is from RefSeq and is a predicted model, not a curated record. NCBI's taxonomy places the organism in Eukaryota, Metazoa, Arthropoda, Insecta, Hemiptera, Aphididae.